Molecule: messenger RNA, 3698 nt
Organism: Puccinia graminis f. sp. tritici CRL 75-36-700-3
Lineage: Eukaryota; Fungi; Basidiomycota; Pucciniomycetes; Pucciniales; Pucciniaceae
Product: adenosinetriphosphatase
Exons: 10
Coding region: 295-3429 (1044 amino acids)
Molecular function (GO): metal ion binding; ATP-dependent chromatin remodeler activity; ATP binding
Source: RefSeq, a predicted model, not a curated record
GUUGGGUUCAUUUGCAAUCCGAUUGGUGAUUUCAGUCUGCUCGUCCAUUGUUCCUUGCUGACUUCUUGAUUGGUCAAUGCUUCCUCGAAAGCUAAAAGGGGUUCAAGCGUAACAGCUCCUGAGGUUCUCCAUAUCCGGAAGCGUCCAACUUGACAGGACAGCCGAUUAAAACCAUCAUCGUCCUACUCCUUGCUGUCGACCCCAGCCUCAUUUCCCACUUUUAGACCAGUCCGAACCCUUCUUGACCGUCUACCUUGCACACCGCCAGUUUUUUCGAUUUCCAGUCACUCAAACAUGGCGAAAGCUUCAGCAAAAACCCCUGCUCCGCGCCGAUCUGCCCGUCUGUCGAAUUGUCUUACCAAGACUCCGCCUACCAGAAAGGACCUCGACCCAGAGUUCACUGAACCUAGCAGUGUUGAAUCCUGCGAUCUCAAGACUACCUCCAAGAACAAAAGGAAACGCCCCGCCGACAAUGAGGUACCAAGAUCCGUAGCCCAGGGCUCCAAAGCCAAAACGGCUCGCCGUGGCCAUUCAUUUCCCAUGAAGGCUGCCAAGGACGAGCAGCCGACCCGGGUUGCCAAACGCACUAAAUCUGUAUCAUCCCACUACUUUCAAGCUGACAAAUCAGAAACCGCAAAAGUGGGCAAGAGCUCUGAGCCUCUGAAAGACGCGGCAGACAGAGAUUCUUCUGACGAAAGCGAUGCGAAGAUUAUCAACAAAAUCAUCACAGCCAAGAAUAAGGGAAAAGCUCCCCAAACCGAGUCUCAAGCACACCACGACCCCGCUAGCGAUCAUACAAAGAUUGCCGAUCGGGUACCUGCAUCGAAAAAGGAAUUGAUCUCUUCCAUGGAACAUCAGAAAGCGUCAUCCCACACCCAGACCGCCAACACCUCCAAGUCCAAGGGGAAAGGAAAAGCGCGUCAAAUCGAUACUACGUCCGAAGAGGAGAGCGAAAGUGAUGAUCAAAUCGUCUUAGCACGUCCACGCCCCAACGGCAGAAAGUCGGCUACCCCUCGUUUCAAACCCGUAGAAAGCGAUGAGGACCCCUUGGAGAUAGAGACAGAAAUGGUCAAAGCUGCUAUCAAGCUUUCAAAGGAAGAAUCCAAGUCAACUGCUCCAAAUUCUACCUCCGCCUCUCGUCCAAUACGCUCCAGUUCCACCAAGGUGACAACAUCCAAGCAUCGAAACAUGCUAGCAGAGAUUGACAAGGAAGAUGAUCAAGACUCGGAUUUUGAAGUCAAGUUUGACCAAGACAACCGCUCUUCCCUUUCGACGCUCGACUCAGACUCUGAUAGCAGCGAAGAAAGUGACAGUGAUGCCGAUAUCCCUGGCCAUCAACCUACGAAGUCUGCUCAGACUACAGUUGCCCCCAAAAUUCGACGAACCCGUCGCUCUGUCAAGAUCCCCAAACACUUAACGUGGUGGCAAAGAAAUCAGAUGAAACUCGAGGCCCAUCAUCCGGAAUUGAUUAAUGUCUGGGGGGAUCUUGGUCAGAAGGUCGAAGUGGUUCAACCUUCGAAAGCUGAACAACCUGAUGGUCUUGAAUUGACGCUAUUACCAUUCCAGCUAGAAGGACUGUACUGGAUGAAAAAGCAAGAAACCGGGCCUUGGUCUGGCGGGGUACUUGCCGAUGAAAUGGGCAUGGGCAAAACGAUUCAAACGAUUGCACUGAUCCUCUCGGAUCGAGUUCCCGGCCAUCGGAAACAAACAUUAGUCAUCGCGCCUACCGUUGCCAUCAUGCAAUGGCGUAACGAGAUUGAGAAAUUUGCCAAGGGUCUCACCGUGAACGUUUGGCAUGGUGGAAACCGUUCGAAUGCCCAAGAGGAGAUGGAAAACUUCGAUGUCGUCUUGACUUCGUUUGCCGUCUUGGAAUCUGCCUUCAGAAGACAAAACUCCGGUUUCCGGCGCAAGGGACAAAUCAUCAAGGAAUCGUCUUUACUCCAUCAGAUCAAUUGGCACCGUGUUAUUCUAGACGAAGCCCAUAAUAUCAAGGAUCGAUCCUGUAAUACCGCCAAGGGAGCUUUUGAGUUGAAGGCCACAUACAGAUGGUGCUUGAGUGGAACACCACUCCAAAAUCGAGUCGGUGAACUUUACAGUUUGAUCAGAUUCCUAGGUGCCGACCCGUUCAGCUACUACUUUUGUAAACUUUGUGAUUGCAAAAGUUUACAUUGGAGCUUCUCGGACCGAAGGUCUUGCGAUCAAUGCAAGCAUUCACCCAUGCAACAUGUUUGUUUCUGGAACAACGAAAUCUUAAAGCCCGUUCAAAAGUAUGGCGCAUCCGUCGUUGGCAGUCAUGGUCACACCGCAUUCAACAAAUUGAAAGUAUUGCUCGAUCGAAUGAUGCUUCGACGAACCAAAUUGGAAAGGGCUGAUGACUUAGGGUUACCACCCAGAGCGGUUUUAGUCAGGCGUGAUUAUUUCACUGAAGAAGAGGAAGAGCUCUAUUCAAGCUUGUACAGUGACGUGACACGCAAGUUCAGUACGUACGCUGAUGCUGGCACAGUACUGAACAACUAUGGGAACAUCUUUCAGUUGAUCACCCGGAUGCGACAGAUGUCAAAUCACCCCGACCUUGUCUUGAAAUCUCGCGCUGCCCAGGCAGCAUUCAAGACCAUCGGCGAUGCAAACGCGCCCAACACAGACCUUAAUCAAUUGACUUCAAUACAAACAUGUCGUAUAUGUCUCGACGAAGCAGAAGACGCAAUCAUUAGUAAAUGUCGACACAUAUUUUGUCGCGAAUGUAUUCGACAAUAUCUAGAAACGGCUACCGAGCAGGAGCCCGAGUGUCCAGUUUGUCAUCUACCAAUUACCAUCGAUCUGUCCCAGGAUGCCCUGGAAGACGAAAAUAUGGGCUCUAAAGCCAGACAAGGCGUCCUAGACCGUUUAGAUCCUGGCAAGUGGAGAACUAGCACCAAGAUUGAGGCUCUAGUAGAAGAAUUGAGUAAACUCAAUCAAUCCGAUCAUACAAUCAAGUCCAUAGUAUUUUCACAAUUCACAGUAUUUUUAGAUCUAAUCGAAAGAAGGUUACAAUUGGCAGGAUUCAAAUUGGCCAGAUUGCAAGGAAACAUGACGCCUGAAGCGAGGAACCGAACGAUCCAAUACUUCAUGAACAACAACGAUGUCCAAGUAUUUUUAGUAUCACUUAAAGCCGGCGGUGUCGCCCUCAAUCUUACCGAGGCUUCCAGAGUUUUCAUUAUGGAUCCUUGGUGGAACCCAGCCGUUGAGCUCCAAGCUAUGGACAGAAUUCAUCGUUUAGGUCAACACCGGCCGGUCGUGGUGACCAGGUUGAUCAUCGAAAAUAGCAUCGAGUCUAGAAUUGUCGAGUUACAAAAGAAGAAGGAAGCUAUGACAGGAGCCGCCUUGGGUGAUGAUGAUCAAGCUUUAGGUAGAUUGACACCUGAGGAUCUCUCGUUCUUAUUCACCCUGUAGAUUGGUUGAGACUUGGGUACUGGGGAUUCCCAAUGUGUACUAAGUAUAUACACUCUUACCCUUGGAUCAAGGAAUGUAACAAGAACAGACAAGGACUUGUGAAUCAUUUUAGAAUUAACAUCAUAAGUAAAAUUACAAAGAACAAUUUACAUUAACCAUAAAAAAAAGGAAAAAUAAUAGAAGAAAAAAUAAUAGACAAUAUUAGAACACUGAAAACCAAAAAAGAGUCACAGGGGGAAACAAGUGUUGUGUAGUCCCAAUGUUUCCUU